Molecule: messenger RNA, 1715 nt
Organism: Daldinia decipiens
Lineage: Eukaryota; Fungi; Ascomycota; Sordariomycetes; Xylariales; Hypoxylaceae
Exons: 7
Coding region: 424-1443 (339 amino acids)
Source: RefSeq, a predicted model, not a curated record
ACCCACCCUACUCCGGUUAAUAUCGAUCUUGACAUAUUCGGAUGUAUUGGGGAGAGUGUACUCAACCUAUCCCGGCAGUUAGAAACAGUGCUAAACUACUUCCAAGUUGCCAGAAUCCAUUUUUCCCUUCCACAGAGUAGUACUGAACCAGGGACUGGCCAAUGUUGCUAUGACCAGAACGUGGAAUGCAACCGAAGUCUAAGCCUCAUGGGGUCACUACCUUAUAUGCGUAGUUUUUAUCGUUCUAUUAUUAUUCGCUUUGCUAGGACGGCUGACCGGACAGUCUUGCAGGUCUGCAAUCCCGAUAAUAGAUAAAAGUGCUGAGCCUGCCGCAACCCUCUCGCCUGGUGGUCUUCCCCCACGGUUACUAUUCUUAUUUAUACGACGAUCGCCCGAUAGUUGACCUUAAGUCCAGUGAACAAUAUGCAGUUAACCUCGCUCACCGCGUUGGCAUUAGCCGCGCCAGCAAGCGCGCUAAUUCGAUUCUCAUGCUCUCAGCUUGUGGUUGACCGUAUCGACCCGCUAGUGAAUCCGGGCAUGGCGCCCUCGCCGCAUCUACACCAGAUCAUCGGCGGAAAUUCGCUUAAUGUGACUAUGGAUCCUACUAAAGACAUGCCUGGCGAGUCUACUUGCACAAGCUGCCAAUUCACCGAAGAUACUUCAAAUUACUGGACCGCUGUUCUCUUCUUCAGGGCCCGUAACGGCACCUUUAAACGUGUACCGAUCCGACCUAAUGUCGGGUUCGACGGCGCCGAGGGCGGUAUGACCGUUUACUACAUGCAAAACGGCUUGGCAGACUACCAGCAGCGGUCCAAGGUCACAGCUUUCAAGCCUGGAUUCCGUAUGCUUAUCGGCGAUGCGAUGGCUCGAACUGCCGAAGACGCCAACAAAUACAAGCAGGUUACCUACACCUGUCUGCAAGAUAUGAACACUCGUUUCCCCGAGACCAAGAACCUCCCCAAUAAGCCAUGCCCGGCAGGCAUCAUGGCAAACAUUCGCUUUCCAACUUGCUGGGAUGGAAAGAACCUUGACACGGUAGACCACAUGAGCCACAUGGCAUACCCAGCCAGCGGUACUUUCGACUCGCAAGGGCCCUGCCCGGAAAGCCACCCCGUACCUGUUCCCCAGCUCAUGUAUGAAACUAUCUGGGAUACUCGCCAAUUUAACGACCCUAAUGAAUGGCCCGAGGACGGAUCCCAGCCCUUUGUCUGGAGCAUGGGUGACCACACUGGAUAUGGUAGUCACGGUGACUAUCUCUUCGGCUGGAAAGGGGAUGCUCUCCAAAGGACUAUGGACACACCCUGUUAUGUCACUUGCCCUACAUUAACCACGCAGUCAAUUGCCAACCAGAACAAGUGCAAGAUUGACCGGACUGUUAAAGAGGACAUUGAUUCUUGGCUAUCCGAAAUCCCUGGAAGUCCUGAGAUAUCGAAGAAACACUAGAAGCGAGCGUGUGUGUUUGUUAGUUUGAGGCGAAGUCAAGGCUAAGCGGAAAGUGUUCCUUGCAAUGGACAGGCCAUGAAUCCGCCUAGGAUAAUUUCAGCUUUCGAUACCGCCAUGUUCAACUUGACAAAUUCUUGUUCCGCUGUUACGUACUCGUGUCUGUGCAAGUGAUGAAUGAGCAAUUAGUCCCGGGCAAUCGAAAUCGAGAGAUUUAUAAUAUGGAGUCUUUAACUCGCUAGAAAUAAUAGCCCAUUCGAUUAUAUGUAUUCCUG